Molecule: messenger RNA, 5780 nt
Organism: Cinara cedri
Lineage: Eukaryota; Metazoa; Arthropoda; Insecta; Hemiptera; Aphididae
Source: the annotation of a GenBank genome assembly
AUGAUCGUUACAGAAAUGCGUUUAAUCAAUUGGGUAUGUAUGGUUGAGUCACCGCCCAUGUAUCUACAGUAUCUCUACUAUGGCCAUUCAUUUUUAUUUAAUUUGUUAAUAGUGUUAUUUUUGUAUUCAUCUAUAUUAAUUUAUUUACUAAAUUAAUGGAUGAUAUAAAUUGUUACAAAAACAUAGAUAGAGCAUAGGAUUGCCAUAAAAUGGGAAAUGGAAAUUUUAUUUUAAAAUUUGUACGGUGAAAAAAAAUUGUUCGCGAGAAAAUAUAAGAAAGAUUAAUCAGCGAAAAUAAAUGCUAUUAUAGUUUACUAAAACUGUUUAAAUCAAAAUUAUUAUCGAGAUAAUCGAAAAUAACUUUAAACGCCAGCUAUCUAAGACCUAUUAUAAUUUACGGACGUGUAACUUGGGCAAUUACGAUAGCUGACUAUUUCAAUACCUAUAGUUAACGUUCAGCCGCUGCCAAUGCUACUCGCGCUGCCGUAUUUACUCCUCAAAAUACUUCUGUGACAGCGUCGACGGCAGUGAGUGUUUACAUUGCCCUGCUGAUUAUAGUAGCGCGAGCAGCAAUCGGCCGGAUUGAUCGCGUUGCCGGUUAUGUUGCUGCUCGCGCUGUUCAGUUUACCGCCUCUUGACGGCAGCGUCAGUGCGAGUAGCAUGAUCAGCGCGAGUGACGUGUUUACAUACCCGCGCUGCCCAUUUUCACGCUCACUUCCCAAGCUCACGGCCACGGAAGUGGGCUGAAUGUAAACUAGGUAUAUGGUUUUUUUUUUUUUCCAAUCGUCGUACCUAGAUAAGAUCAAAUAUUAAUAGAAAAAAGUUCCGACGAUGACCAUAGGCGGCGCUCCACCCUAGUAAUAACGAAUUAUACAGUGAAGGACAUCGUGGCUUCUCGUCAGAAACACUGUGAUUUUACUGUAGUGCAUAAUAUUAUUUUACGCCGGAGAGUUAUAAAUGCGUUGUCGUAAAUAUGGAGAGGAGGCGUAGGUAGGCUUAGGCCCGUUCUCACAAACGUUGAUUUUCAAACCGAGUUUUUAUAAGAUAAUCGACCAACCGCGGUACUUGUCGAAACUCAACCGAGCCCACUCUAAAUCCAGUCAAUACUAAUACAGCGCUCACUUAUGCAUGAUAGAUAUUUCAGGGGCUCACACUUUUGGUACCGAGGACAAAUGACAAUACCGGGUUCAAUAGUAGUGCAUAUUGGACAUUAGGUAUAGGAAUCAACUACUUUUGAUAACAUUUAAUAUUUCACAACCAUUCCGCUGUGAGUAACCAACACUUAGAGAAAAUUUUAGGGAUCAGACGGGUAUUACCUGUUGAAAUCGUAACAAGGUUGAAGGCACAGGCUUCUCUAAGAAUAGAGCUGAUACCCAUUCAUCAUGUCCCAAAUGAAUUCGGAAGAAUCGAUUCGAGCAGUUGUCGAGCGCUCUUAAAAAGACUAUUUUCCGGGUCUAGUGUGUUAGUUGUUUCAUAAAAACCGUGACCGUCGACCGACCAUACGGGGAUUAUCAGCAACAAUUCCGACAUUUGAGACUGUCGAUCACUUCGAGUCACGUGCGAAACCAUUGGAAAAUCAAAAAUUGUGGAAAGUUCUGGGAUGCAAACGAGAGUUUUGGUACUAUUCACGUGCGGUUCGAAGCAUUACUGGCCGUAAAGCGACAUCCGGCGGUAUGCUCGGAAACUAAUAACGUUUUGAGAGAUCUGUAAAAAAAAGUAAACCGGUAGAGUAAAAGUAAUCAUUUUUUCGUUAUUAUCACUUUGUGGUUAUGUAAUAAUUUAGAAUUAUUUCAAAUUUUUCUCAGUAAUAAAACUCGGUCUAGACCUUCGAUUAUAAUGUCAUAUAACAUAAUUUAUAUGAUUAAAACUCUCAAACAAACCCGAAUUUCAACGUUUUAAGUUUUUACUUAAAUACCUAAGAUACGAAUAAUGAUGCGAAACAUGCGUAAAUACUAAAUUGUGUCUAAUGUUUUUUGCGAACGAAUCGUUUCAUUUUUUUUUUUUAAUUAUUAAUUCCCUUAUCGCGUUCAGUGCCUACCUAAUUAUUAUUUAUAAUUUACUUUGCACUAACCUCGGGAAUACAUUUUAAAUUUUAAUUCUUUUUCAAUUAUUAGUUACUCCAAUUAUGAAUUUACUUGUUUUAUUAAUUUAAACAUCUAUUAGUAAAUAUUAGUUCUCUACAAUGAUUUUUCUGGUAAUUUUAAUUGGUUGUAUUUAUUUGACAAAUUACUCGUACUUAUUCUAUAUCUAAUGGUGUUGUUUUUGUAGAGAUUUUCAAAGAGUAUUGGCACAAAACUAAAGUUACCUGUUCAUGUUUACUAUUUAACCUUAUUGACUGAAGGCAGAAAAACAGUAUGUGGUAAUCUGUCAUUAUUGUCAAAUAUAAGAUUUACACGAUGUUGUUCGAUGAACAGCAAAGUCCUGAUUACUGAAACAUCAAAGCCAGUUGAUCAGGACCAACCAAAGAACAUAGUUAGUAGCACAAUUGGACCAUAUUUAGACCUAAUGCGAUUCUCUAGGCCUACUGGUUGGUACGCUGUAUUUUAUAAAAAUAUGAUUGCUUACAAUUGCUUGGUUUUCAGGAUGGUUGCUUUUAUAUUGGCCUUGCACAUGGAGCAUUGCCUUGGCCUCAGCUGCAGGGGAUCUUCCAAAUUUUGAAAUGCUCGGGUUAUUUGGUGUUGGAGCUAUCAUAAUGCGAGGUGCUGGUUGUACGAUAAAUGAUAUGUGGGAUAAAGAUAUUGAUAAAAAAGUAAGCUCAUUAUAAUGUAAAGUUUAUUAUUUAAUUUACAAAUAAUAUUUUCUUAUAAUAAAUUAUGCAAACAUAAUAUUAUUAGUGUCAUGACUAACGAAAGACCAAGUGUUCAUUAAACACUCAGUGAAUAGUUUACAUAUACAGUUAUAAGGGCUAUAAGCUACACAUGUAUUAUAUAUAAUACAUUGUUUGUUCUCAUAAUAGAAGUUAUUUUAUUGAUAGAUGUAGCAUUUAUCUAAUAAUCCUGGCUAUAAUGUGGUGAUCAUUUUUGUUUAAAAUGUCUUCCAAAUUUGAAUACCUUAUACAUUUUUUAAACCACUGCCUAUACGUAUUUUGAAAGUAAUUGUAUUUACUUGACUAAAAAUAAUUUUUAAAAUAAAAUAAUAUUAAAAAAAAGUACUGUUGGUUUUGAAAAAUAGAAAUGGUGUUUCCUUAUUUAGGUUUUUUAUUUUUUUAAAUUAUUUUAGGAUUAAAUUAUAUUUUAUUGGUUUUAUUUAGUCAAUAUAUUUUCUAACUAUAUUAUUAUACAUUUAUAUUUACUCUUGUUUCAAAAGAGAACAUAUCAGACUGCAACUGAGUUUCAUCCUAUAAUCGCAUUUCCAAUUGCCCUAAAGUCCAACUCAAUAUAUGUUUUUGAUCGUUCUACUACCUAUCAGUGUUGUACAGAACUGGUAUAUUCUAUUUUGAAACAUUAAUAGGUACCUAUAUAAUGUAUAUGUAGUUUAAUAAAACAUAUUGAUUUAAUUCUAAUAUUGAAAUAUGAUUGAAUACAAUUUUAGACAAAACCUAUUAAGUAUAAAGUUACUUACAUUUAAUUAAUUGCAUAUUGUAAUAUUUUCUUCUAUUAUGUAUUUUAUUUUACUAGAACAAAUUAUGUAUGUAUUUUAAUUUGAUUUAUUUAACAUUUAGUAAUAUUUUUGGUUGCAUAAAAUAUUUGCAAAUAUAAUGUACAAUAGUGAGUAAACAUUUUUAGGUUGACAGAACAAAAAACCGACCACUUGUCAUUAAAUCAUUAAGCAUGCUUGAUGCAUGGGUGUUCCUUGGUGGUCAGUUGGGGAUCAGUCUUAUCAUUUUGUUGCAGUUAAAUUUGUAUACUAUUGCUGUUGGUGCUAGCUCUUUAGGUAAGCCUGAUUUCACUCAUUAUUAGUGUUUGACAAAAAAAUUGUAUUAUGUUUAUGUAUAUGUAUUAUUAAUAAAUUAUUUAUUCAAAAGUUGUUAGUUUGUAUUGUGUUGAGAGAAUAAUAACUUCCAAGCUUAUGUAUCUUUUUAUCAGUAGCACAACCCAUUUUCAUUUUCGUAGUUAGGGGUAAAAAUUUCAAAUAAAUUUCUUGACAGAUUUUUGGUUUAAUAAAUAGGUGACUUGCACUAUAUAGAUGUAUAUAACAUUACAAGAAAAUGUCUGUAAUUUUAAAAUAAAUUAUGAAAUUAUAAGUGUUAUGUGUAAUUUGUAAAAUAAACUUUAAAUUUCGCGGGAGGGGGAGUUAUACCUCAAACCUCUUUUAUCUGGUUGUACUGCUGCUCUUUAGGAUUCAUAAUAUACUUUUUACAAGUAUAUUACAAAAUAUUGGUAAUUAUUUAAAAUAACAGUCUGUUUUUAAUAUUGUACAUAAAUAAUGUACAUUGUAUAGUAGUUGGAUUUAAUCCAAUUUUUGCGCGUGAUUAAAAAAAAAAAUUAAUAUAAGGAAGUACAUAUGCUACAUACUUGAUGUUAAUAUAUACUUGACAUGUUGAAAUUGCACUUCUAAUGGAUCUUUCCCAUAGGAAAUAUAAUAUUAUAAAAACUAAUUUAUUAGAGAUACUAAUAUUUAUAAAUAAAAAAAGUUAUAGAAAAUAACUCAAUUAUUAAUAAAACUGAUAUUUAUUAAUAAACUAGUAUUUACUAAUAUUAACAAAUUGUUCAUCUAUUUAUUUAGUAUUUAUGAUUAUUAUGUCUAUACCGUUGUAUUAGUUGUUGAUUAAAAUUAUCAUUAAUUAUUGUAAAAAUGUUAAACAAUUGUUUACUAUUUGUUUACUUAAUGAUUUGCUUAUUAAAAAAGAAAAAUACUUGAUUAGUGUUCUAUUUCUUUAAUGUAAUCCAACAUGUCAUAAAUUGACAGUCUUUAUGAAGUCAAAAUGUGGCUUAGAAUUUAAAAAACUAUUAAGAGUUAUUUCCAAUAUUUAUGUAUAUUAUGUAAAAACAAAUUUAUACACCAUAAUUUUAUCAUAUACUUGUUUGCCGCAUUAGUUUAUAAUGGUUAGUUAUAUUUCUUAAAAAAUAUAUUAAGUAACAAAAUUUUUAGGUACAGAAAUAAUAAUUAUAACAUAAUUUAAAUUUGUUUGUUUCAGUAUUAGUCACAUUAUAUCCACUUAUGAAACGAAUAACAAACUGGCCACAAUUUAUAUUAGGCUUAACCUUUAAUUGGGGAGCUCUAUUGGGUUGGUCAGCAAUUCACUCUACAAUCGAUUUCACUGCCUGUUUACCAUUGUACGCAGCAGGUGUUACAUGGACACUUUUCUAUGAUACAAUUUAUGGUCAUCAAGUAAUUUAUUUAUGAAUUUACAAUCUUUGGUGGUCUUUUUGAGAAUAGGUAAUAAUACAUUUAUAAUAUAUAUACAGGACAGAAAAGAUGACAAAAAGCAUAACAUUUUGUCCACUGCUGUUCUUUUUGGAUCAAAAUCAAAAUUGUGGUUGACAUCUUUUGCAACCAUGUCGUUGGGUAGUUUAAUAACAUGCGGUAUCUCUACGGGUCAAACAUGGCCUUACUAUUUAGCUAUUAGUGCUGCGGGUGCUCAUAUGUUUAAUCAAGUAAAUUAAACAUUCAAUUUAUUAUUAAGAUUUGUUGAAAAUAAAAACCGGUAUUAUUUUCUGUUUUUAUGGAAUUAGGUAUACACAUUGGACAUAAAUAAUCCCAAAGAUUGCAGUGCUAAGUUUGUGUCUAACAACCAUGUCGGUUGGAUUAUGUUUCUGGGAAUUGCAUUGAGCACAUUAUUAAAAACAUCAAAUGAUAAUGAUGAAAGUGAAAACAAUAAUUUGAAAUCAAACUAUUGA